This is a messenger RNA of Cylicostephanus goldi, 258 nucleotides long. NCBI's taxonomy places the organism in Eukaryota, Metazoa, Nematoda, Chromadorea, Rhabditida, Strongylidae. The record is from the annotation of a GenBank genome assembly.
AUGCACAUUCAAUCUUGGCUAGAUUGUGGGGCUGACUCUUCUGCAUAUCUUUCAACAGCAUUUGCUGGAUCUGUCUUGUUUGACAUUUUCUUAAUCUAUGGCAACCAAUUGGCCUAUUCUAGGCAAGGUUGGACCCAACGCAACUUGGCGCUGCAGUAUAUUCGUGAAAACUACAGUCCAGAAACUGAUGCGGUGCUGUAUUUUGCUGACGAUGAUUACUCUUACGAUGUUCGAUUGUUCGAUCAAUACAUACGGAAC